This is a messenger RNA of Larimichthys crocea (large yellow croaker), 2430 nucleotides long. RefSeq names its product carbohydrate (N-acetylglucosamine 6-O) sulfotransferase 7 (gene chst7). The coding region runs from base 151 to 1416 and encodes 421 amino acids. Gene Ontology annotation, cellular component: Golgi membrane. The record is from RefSeq and is a predicted model, not a curated record. Gene Ontology annotation, molecular function: chondroitin 6-sulfotransferase activity; N-acetylglucosamine 6-O-sulfotransferase activity. The transcript has 2 exons. Gene Ontology annotation, biological process: carbohydrate metabolic process; N-acetylglucosamine metabolic process. NCBI's taxonomy places the organism in Eukaryota, Metazoa, Chordata, Actinopteri, Sciaenidae.
GACACACACCCACAGACACACGCACACACACGCUCGGUCUCUCGCGCACACAUAACUUUACUGUAACGUCCGCGGAGCUCACAAAACCCGCAGAAGCUGAACCGACCCCCGCACUGAAGAAACUGGCCUGCCCUCUUCCUUGAAGAGGAAAUGAAGAGGAGGAUACACAAGAAAUACUUGAUUCUGAUCCUGGCAUAUUCAGGUUUACUUCUGCUAAUCCCGUACGUGUUAGAUUACCGGGAUAAAUCCGUUGAACACGCCAGACAUGGACUGCAGCAACAGCCCAGAUGCCCAGAUCUGGAGAACACGGUGGCGCUGCUCUGGGAUAACGGUUACAAACUUAACGGGAGCGACGCGGCGGAGCUCGCCGCCAACAGGAGCCAAUCUCGGAUACAUAUCUACUUGCAUGCCACCUGGAGGACCGGGUCCUCGUUUUUGGGGGAGUUGUUCAACCAGCACCCCGAUGCUUUUUACCUGUACGAGCCAAUGUGGCACAUAUGGCAGGCCCUGUACCCGGGGGACGCGGGGAGUCUCCAGGGCGCAGUGCGGGACAUGAUGAACGCGUUGUACCGCUGCGACUUCUCCGUGCUCAAACUUUACGCCGGUUCUCAAAACAUCACCACGUCGUUUAUAUUCGGCUGGAAGAUGAACAAGGUGAUCUGCUCGGAGCCGCUGUGCGAUGCGCACAAGCGGCACGACAUUGGGUUGGUGAGGGAGGACCUGUGCGCAAAGUGCCAAAAGCGCGACAUAAGAGAGCUGGAGAGGGAGUGUAAAAAGUACCCGGUGAUGGUGAUCAAAGGAGUACGCGUUUUGGACCUGAGCACCUUGGUGCCUUUGAUGAAAGACCCGGCGAUAAACCUCCAGAUCAUUCAGCUCUUUAGAGACCCGAGGGCCGUGCACAACUCCCGCUUGAAGUCCAAGCAGGCCCUGGUGAAGGAGAGCAUCCAGGUGCUGAGGAGUAAGAAGCAGAGCGAUAAAUACAAGCGGCUCCUGGUGCCGAGCAGCAAGGUGAACCGAGCCGAGAGCUACGUCUCCAGCGCCAUGGAGCUCAUCUGUGACAACUGGCUGAGUGACAUGAUGCUGGUGAUGAACGCUCCUCCGUGGGUGAGGAGGAACUAUCUCCGCAUCCGCUACGAAGACCUGGUGCUGCACCCUAUGGAGGAGCUGCAGAGGCUGUACCGCUUCUCCAACCUCUCCACCUUCCCGGCUUUGGAGAAGUUUGCGCUGAACAUGACGCACGGUCACGGGUACUCAUCAGACAGGCCCUUUCUGAUAUCAUCCAGGGAUGCAAAAGAGGCAAUAUACGCCUGGAGGGAGAGACUCAGCGUGGAGCAGAUAAAUCAGGUGGAGGCCUACUGCAGUGAAGUCAUGAGGCAGCUGGGAUAUCAGAAAAACAGCGUGGUUAAAACAACAUGAGGACGUGCCACGAGGAAACCAUAAGGGGCCUGGUAUUCGAGGCUGAGGGCAAAAGGUGGAAUAACAAAACAAGCAGCUGGAAUGUGGGCCGCUGGGAGCUGGCGAGCACGAAUUCUCGGGUUGUUUUCCUUCAGUUGAUGAACUGGAGAUGUUGGAAGAGGAGCCAAGCACAGACAGAUUAAUUAAAUAAGCAGAGAAGGCAGCUUAUUCUUUUUUCUUUUCUUUUUUUACAGUGUUACCUGAUUAACACUAUCAGGGUUUAUACAGAUAGAGAGAAUGUGGGAGAGGACGAGAGAUGCCUGCCUCUAUCUUUGUCUUUUUAGUAGCACUAAUCCCUCCACAAAUCCCCUGCAGGCGAGGUACACAAAAAGCCAGAGAUGGGCCCUUCUUGAGAGAUGCCGGGUUCACCUGCGCAACUUAUCCGUCCUUCCUAUGACUAAGCGCGGCAGUAGUCUCGAGCAUUACUGAUACUUAACUGCAGUUGGCUCACUAACAAUGCCAAUGUAGGUGCUUUGAAAGAAGAAACUACAAUAUUUUUGUGCAAAAGAGGACUGACUGAGGAACUAUUAUUCUACCCCCGGCCCCUCAGGAAUCCAGACAGCUGCAGCCGCCUCACUGACAAAAGCACUCGCAUGGGUGUGAAAUUUUCUAAUAUCCCACGGACGUGUCUUGGAGAGCUGCCUCUGUCCUCUGCCAAUGAACUUUUUUUUAGCGAGUUUACACAAACACAAACAGAUGGUACUGAUUUUAUCUCGUGUACAGUUCUUACUGUUUUUAGUUCUGUUGUUUUUUUUGUCUAAAAUGUUGUAAAAUGCUGUGACAUCCCUCUGAUUAUCGAUGUGUUGAAGAGAGAAAGGGGGGGUUAAAAAGUUUACCAGCAUCCACGUGUUCAACUUUAGAAGUUGGUUCUGUAAUAAAUGUUGUGGGGAAAGUUCUCUCGUCAAAGGAAGAAAAUAACUUUAAGACUAUUUAAACUGACGUCAAUAAAGAGUUAGUAAAAAACUAGAGAAGAAA